CUCUUAAUAAUUUCUCCAGCUCGCUUUCAUCUGUUUCAACACACACAGCCCAACAUGUCCAACUUCGUCGCUGCUGCCCUCGAGGCCGCCAAAACGAACGAUCUCCCCAGCCUGCGCACCGCUAUCACUGCCUGGCAAGCACAAGAGACGCCAAGGAGAGCAAGCCAGCCGAUGUUAGUGUUUCAAGAGGCUUUAGAAGAAGCGCUAAAGAACCAUAAUGUGGAGGCUGCCGAAGAACUGAUCAAUCGUGGGUGCGAGAUUAGCAGAGACGUCGUCAUCGCGGCAGCUGAUUCAUUCGAUGAACCCGACUGGGAUUCUCGAUCUUUCGAUGUUUUAAUCGAGGCUGGAUUCGAUGUUGAUGAGGAUCUAGGCCUUGUUGGCACCGCUCUCAGUAUGGCUAUUCUUGCAGAGAGACCACGGCAGGUGGAAUACCUGCUCGAAAAUGGGGCAGACCCUAAUGGUAACCACUACAUGGACAUGUCACCGGUGCAGUGGGCUAGUACGAGAAGCCAAGAGAUGGUUGACAUACUUCUUGCGCAUGGCGCAAGAGAUGAUCGAGAUGAAAUGAGUGAUGAUGAUGAUGACGACGACGACGAUGAUAAUGAUUAUGAAGGUACGGAUGAUGAAGUUGCAACGGAUGGUGAAGAUGCUACAAAUGGCCAUAUUACAACAAAUGGUCUUGGUAGAGAGUGAUUAUUUAGCUUGGUUUUAUUAGUUAUUAGUUAAAUAUCAUCCCCAGUGCAGUGUUAAAUAUCAACUUUGUUCAGAAAUCCGGA
This is a messenger RNA of Aspergillus wentii DTO 134E9, 776 nucleotides long. RefSeq lists its product as uncharacterized. The record is from RefSeq and is a predicted model, not a curated record. The coding region runs from base 55 to 693 and encodes 212 amino acids. NCBI's taxonomy places the organism in Eukaryota, Fungi, Ascomycota, Eurotiomycetes, Eurotiales, Aspergillaceae. The transcript has 3 exons.